Molecule: messenger RNA, 1566 nt
Organism: Sphenostylis stenocarpa
Lineage: Eukaryota; Viridiplantae; Streptophyta; Magnoliopsida; Fabales; Fabaceae
Source: the annotation of a GenBank genome assembly
AUGUUUGGAAAUGGGGAUGGAAGCAGAGCAUCUGUGUUUAGAGAUGAGUUUGAGUUGACAGUAGGCCAAAGACAAGAUCAUGGGGUCAAGUUGUGUCCAGGACUAGAGAUGAUUGAGAGGGCAGCGUACAAGCUGCACUUAUUGACAGGAAAGGGAUGUGCCCUCUCCUUGAUGGUGAUAGAGGCACAACCUGACAUGCCCACUGUUGGAAUUGUAACUUUGUAUUCAUCACUUCUCACCUUCACUCUUCAUGUCCACCCUGACCGACUUGAUUAUGCAGAUCAAGUCUUGGGAGCAUGUGUGAAAAAACUAUCUGGCAAAGGGAAAAUUGAAGACAACAAGGCAACUAAGCAGAUUGUUGCUCUAUUAAGUGCUCCACUACAGAAAUAUAAUGAUAUUAUGACUGCAUUGAAGCUUUCAAAUUAUCCUCGUGUUAUGGAAUACCUUGAUAUUCCAAAUACUAAGGUCAUGGCAACUGUUAUUAUUCAAAGCAUUAUGAAAAAUGGAACACGCAUUUCUACAUCAGAAAAGGUUGAAGCAUUGUUUGAAUUGAUAAAAGGGCUCAUCAAGGAUUCUGAUGGGAUUCCUAAAGACGAGCUUGAUGAAGACGACUUCAAGGAGGAGCAGAAUUCUGUUGCCCGACUGAUACAGAUGCUUUAUAAUGAUGAUGCAGAAGAAAUGUUUAAGAUCAUUGAUACUGUGAGGAAGCACAUACUGACUGGAGGACCAAAACGUCUGCCUUUCACUGUUCCACCUCUUGUUUUUUCUUCUUUAAAGUUGGUCAGACAAUUGCAAGGUCAAGAAGAAAAUCCUUUUGGAGAUGAUGCCUCAGCAACACCAAAGAAAAUUUUUCAGCUUUUAAAUCAGACCAUCGAGACUUUGUCAGGUGUCCUUGCACCAGAAUUAGCGUUGCAGUUGUACUUGCAGUGUGCUGAGGCUGCAAAUGACUGUGAUUUGGAACCUGUUGCUUAUGAAUUUUUCACCCAGGCUUAUAUUCUAUAUGAAGAAGAAAUUUCUGAUUCCAGAGCACAGGUCACAGCUAUCCAUUUAAUAAUAGGGACACUUCAAAGGAUGCAUGUCUUUGGUGUUGAAAACAGAGACACUUUAACUCACAAGGCCACAGGGUAUUCAGCAAAGCUUUUAAAGAAGCCAGAUCAAUGUAGAGCUGUAUAUGCAUGCUCACAUCUGUUUUGGGUUGAUGAUCAUGAUAACAUAAAAGAUGGAGAGAGGGUUCUAUUAUGUCUCAAACGGGCUUUAAGAAUUGCAAAUGCUGCCCAACAGAUGGCCAAUGCAGCGCGAGGUAGCACGGGAUCAGUAAUGCUCUUCAUUGAGAUAUUAAACAAGUAUCUUUACUUCUUUGAGAAAGGAAACCUACAAAUCACCGUUGCUGCUAUCCAGGGCCUAAUUGAGUUAAUUAUGAAUGAAAUACAGAGUGAUGCCACGACUUCAGAUCCAGCUGCCGAUGCUUUCUUAGCCAGUACUAUGCGAUAUAUAGAGUUCCAGAAACAAAAAGGUGGUACUGUUGGCGAGAAGUAUGAAGCCAUCAAGGUUUCACACACAGGAUGA